Molecule: messenger RNA, 2040 nt
Organism: Solenopsis invicta (red fire ant)
Lineage: Eukaryota; Metazoa; Arthropoda; Insecta; Hymenoptera; Formicidae
Product: luciferin 4-monooxygenase
Exons: 9
Coding region: 228-1871 (547 amino acids)
Biological process (GO): fatty-acyl-CoA biosynthetic process; long-chain fatty acid metabolic process
Molecular function (GO): long-chain fatty acid-CoA ligase activity
Source: RefSeq, a predicted model, not a curated record
CUCAUAUCUGUUAAAUUCUCUCACUGGUGUAAAGAUUUUCAGUACAGACAUACAUUGACAAACGAGCACAGUAUUCCAUCCAUGCUGUGAUCAAUUUAAUUGAUUACAGAUUCGAUUGUCGGCAAAAUGGUGGUGGGAUAGUGAUAAAAGUCUGAUACACAAGUAUUUUGUCUUUGACACUUCACGACUGACGACGUGAUUGUAGCUGCUGAGAAAUCUUUACAGACAUGUCGAAGAGCAACGAAAAAGCCAACGAGGAAUACGUACCGUCGUUCAGAAUCGAGGAUAACAUAUUGAUUGGUGCGGAGGAAACUCAUUCAGGAUGCACGAACAUUGGAGAACUGGUUCUCGGUGGAUUGAGGAAUAAGCCGGAUUUUAUCGGACAGCUAGAGAUUGAGUCGGGAAAAGAAAGUAUCUACGCGGAAAUGACAGAACAAAGUAUUAAAUGUGCUCUGUGGUUAAGAAAGCAAGGCAUUCAGAAAGGUGAUAAAAUUGGCAUAUGGACUCACAAUCACAUAGACACCUAUAUACCAGUAUUCGCAAGUUUGUAUGUUGCCGCAGUAAUAUGUCCGUGGGAUCAUAAAGUAUCAAAAGUGUCUGCGCGAUAUGGUCUAUCGUUAACGUCCCCAAAAAUAGUCUUCGUGAACGCAGAGUCCGUCAAGAAUCUAGCAGAAGCGGCAAAAGAAGAAAAUCUAGAAGUUAAAGUCGUAGUUAUCGGCAAUCAACCAGGAUUCGUAUCUUUGACGGAUAUUCUUCAGGAUCAAGUCGACCCGUUAGAGAUCGAUGAGUUCCGUUGCACCACGGUCGAUCCUCAUGACACGGCGAUGAUCUGUCCUUCUUCCGGGACGACGGGUAUGCCAAAAGGAACUGAACUGUCUUACGUGUCCCUUUAUAAUAACAUCACCGCCGUCGAAGAGGUUCAUAUGAUCAAUGAAGUAACAUUAUCGAUACCUACGAUACGAUGGCAUUACGGACUGUGUCUGAUGUUUGAACUAAUUUUGUCAAACGCAAAAUGGAUCAUUCCUCCACAGGAAGAAAAGUUCAAUGAAGCCCAAGUAUGCAAAGCCAUUCAGGACCACAAGGUAACGUGGCAUGGAUGUGAUAUUGGCUUUCCAAACCGUUUAGUUAAAUACAAUAUUUUACAAGACUAUCCUAUGCCGUCUCUGAAAAAGCUCGUCAUAACUGGUGGGCCGUUGACAAAGAAAACACAAGAAACAAUUGCAAAAAUAAUGCCACAUACUAAGAUAUUAAAUUGUUAUGGUUUGACUGAUGCCGGGGGAUUAUGUGCGAGCCAAGCGAAAAAUAGUAAGCCAGGUUCUUGUGGUUUUGUGACCAAGGGAAUACGAAUGAAGGUAGUGGAUGAAGAAACUGGUAAAGCUGUAGGACCUAAUAAAAGAGGUGAACUUUGUAUAAAGUCGGAAUUUUUAUUGAAGUGUUACCACAAAAAUCCAGAAGAAACUAAAAAUGCGAUCGAUUCAAAUGGUUGGUUGCACACUAAAGACAUAGUAUAUUAUGAUGAGGAUGGCGAAAUUUUCUUCGUCAGUAGAAUUUCGGAUUUUAUUAGCGUCAGCAGCUGUAAAGUAUCACCCGCGGAAAUAGAAGGUAUACUUGAAACUCAUCCUUCAGUUCUCAAUGCCGUGGUAGUUCCAGUACCACAUGAAGUGGACAUAGAACACCCAAUGGCAUUUAUUCAGAAAGUAAUCGGAAAAGAGGUAACAAUAGAAGAACUGCAUGAUCUAGUGGAUAAUACUUUACCAAGUUAUUGUAAGCUUAAAGGAGGAAUCAAAUUUAUAGAUAAACUACCGCGUGGCAGCACUGGAAAAAUUGAUAGAAAGCAAUUAAAAUUAUUAGCAAAAAGUUACGUCAAUUAAAUUGAAGGAAAAUUAUACAAUUUAAAAAACAAGAUGUACCGUAUAAACGGUAACGUAGUAUGAGUAAUGAGUAGUAUAAACUUUAUCAAAGUAAUAAUAAAGAAUUUUUAAAUAAAUAUAAAAAAAUAAUGUAUAAAAAUACAAGUAUUGUUAUUAAAAUAUGUUGGCU